Molecule: messenger RNA, 379 nt
Organism: Struthio camelus australis
Lineage: Eukaryota; Metazoa; Chordata; Aves; Struthioniformes; Struthionidae
Source: RefSeq, a predicted model, not a curated record
GUUGCAGAACAUCGACGACGGCACCUCGGACCGGCCCUACAGCCACGCGCUGGUGGCCGGCAUCGACCGCUACCCGCGCAAGGUGACCGCCGCCAUGGGCAAGAAGAAGAUAGCCAAGAGGUCCAAGAUCAAGUCGUUCGUGAAGGUGUACAACUACAACCACCUGAUGCCCACCAGGUACUCUGUUGAUAUUCCUCUGGACAAAACAGUUGUCAACAAGGAUGUGUUCAGGGACCCCGCACUAAAACGCAAAGCGAGACGUGAAGCUAAGGUGAAAUUUGAGGAAAGAUACAAGACUGGCAAGAAUAAGUGGUUCUUCCAGAAGCUACGAUUCUAAACUUGUAUCAAGGCUGUAUCAAUAAAUGUUUACUAAAACGUA